This is a messenger RNA of Anopheles gambiae (African malaria mosquito), 457 nucleotides long. RefSeq lists its product as uncharacterized. The transcript has a single exon. NCBI's taxonomy places the organism in Eukaryota, Metazoa, Arthropoda, Insecta, Diptera, Culicidae. The coding region runs from base 1 to 348 and encodes 115 amino acids. The record is from RefSeq and is a predicted model, not a curated record.
AUGUUUCGUAAAGCCAAACAAACGAUUGCUCCUCUCCCGAAACCACCGACCGAAGCACAGAUGCUGGAAGACUUGCAGCUGUUCCACGAAACGAGAUCAACAGUAUCGCAACCCGCCAGCAAAGAGAACCUACCAACCCUCACGGAAGAGUCGACCAUGGACGAAUGGUGGAAGGUGUACGAUGCCUCGGUGCAGCAACACGAGCAGUUCUUUGACCAAAAGACGAAUGCACUGGAGCUGAAACAGUCGCUGCAGGAAAUGCGAAGUGAAUUGCAAGCAGUGUGCGAUAAAUUAAUGGCCGAAAUCGAGCAAGAUCUGGGACGGCUAGCUGCCACGAUGUCGGAAUAGAUUGCUGCCUUGGGAAUGGUUUGAAUGGAUGGCUAAAACGUUGAAUUAAAAUAUCUACUGUGAUGAGCGUAACGGAAUAAAACUACUACGGGUUAACUGUAAUCCUGAA